This is a messenger RNA of Annulohypoxylon truncatum, 2101 nucleotides long. Its product is annotated as major facilitator superfamily MFS-1. Gene Ontology annotation, cellular component: membrane. The transcript has 9 exons. The coding region runs from base 379 to 1848 and encodes 489 amino acids. The record is from RefSeq and is a predicted model, not a curated record. Gene Ontology annotation, biological process: transmembrane transport. Lineage: Eukaryota; Fungi; Ascomycota; Sordariomycetes; Xylariales; Hypoxylaceae. Gene Ontology annotation, molecular function: transmembrane transporter activity.
GAUAAGUAGACAAAGGCUAUCUACCCCAGACUAAAUAAGCUUGCUCUUAAGCUCGCCUCGAUUGGCGGGAAAAGGCUAGACUUCCACGUAAGCUAGUAAGGGUAGCUACAGAUCGAGUUCUCGACAUACACUUGGAACUAAAGUCCCUACCUACUCUAUUCAAUCGAAAGCCGCUUCCAAUCGAAAUGUUGGCAUACCGCCCCUGACGUCCUCCCAAGAGACUUCUGCCAAGCAACCCCGGCUGAUCCGUCGGUCGCUAACAUCUCCACGCGUAUCCCCCUAUGCGGAAUCACACAUAAGCUAGCCACUCGUAGCUAUAAAGGAACCCUAUUGCCCAUCUACCUAUUUCUUAAACCUCCGGUAAUACCUAAGCAAGCUAUGACCAUGGAUCGCGACCAAGAAAAGGGAGAACUCGGCGUCGAGGAAGUUGAACACAAGAAGACGCAGUCCACAGAUACCGUGGAAGAUGAAUUCACCGAGCAGGAAGGAAAGAAGAUCAUAUGGCGAGUCGACCGCCGUCUGGUCACCCUGGUCGGGCUCUUGUAUUGCAUCAGUUUAAUGGAUCGGACGAACCUCGCCGCCGGCGCUGUCUCUGGAAUGAUCGAAGACUUGGAUCUCGUCGGCACGCGCUACUCACUUGUUAGCCUCGUAUUCUUCAUUACUUAUAUCUUACUUCAGCCACCUUCCACCGUCUUCGUCCGUAAGAUUGGCCCACGAAUUUACCUAUCCACGAUCAUCUUGGCGUGGGGUGCCGUUAUGAUUGGUUUCGGGUUCAGUCCGUCGUUCCAAGUUCUCCUCGUCCUGAGACUCCUUCUUGGUAUCUUCGAAGCCGGUUAUUUUCCAGCCUGCGUCUACUUGCUGUCAACAUGGUAUACACGAUAUGAGAUGGGUAGAAGAUACUCUGUUUUCUACCUCCUUGGUUGCGUAGCCUCUGCUUGCUCUGGCAUCCUUGCAUUCGGUUUGAUACAAAUGAAUGGCGUUGCGGGGCUUCCUGGUUGGAGAUGGAUAUUCAUCAUGGAAGGUAUUAUUACCUGCCUUCUUGCCAUGCUCGGAUAUUGGCUUCUAGUCGACUUCCCUGAUUCUAAGCGCAAAUCAUGGCGUUUCUUAAAUGACCGCGAACGCGCAUGGAUCAUCAGGAGAGUCAAGGCUGACCGUGGAGAUACCGAGGUCCCCAAGUUUAAGCUAAGUCUAUUUUUAAGGGGCGGUUUAGACUUGAGAGUUUGGGGGUACGGACUGGUUGCUUAUUGUACCAACACCAUGACUUAUUCACUCGCCUAUUUCUUACCACUUAUUCUCCACACGAACUUGGGGUUCGGCGUCGGCGAAUCCCAAUGCCUUAUCGCACCUCCAUACGCAUUUGCCGGUAUCUGGAUGUACUGCAUGGGCUGGAUUGGAGAUCGCUACCACAUCCGCGGCCCUAUCGUGAUCACCAAUAUGAUCCUCGCUCUUAUUGGCUUACCUAUCCUCGGUUGGCAUCAUAAUGACGGGAUCCGUUACUUCGGAGCCUUCCUUGUAACGGCUGGUUGUAAUUCAAAUAUCCCGGGGUCAUUGACUUAUCAAGCCAAUAAUAUUCGCGGGCAAUGGAAGCGUGCCUUCUCCAGUGCCUUAUGGGUUAGCUUUGCUAGCUUAGGUGGCAUCACUGGUAGCUUAGUCUUCAGGUCUCAAGAUGCUGCUACCGGGUAUAAGCCAGGUCUCUGGGCCUGUAUCGCUUGCUGUCUAUUUGGCAUACUUCUUGUAUGCAUCUUAGAUUUGUCAUUCUAUAUCGACAACAGGAAAGCGGAUAGAGGAGAAAAGGAGUUAGAAAUAUCAGAUGAGGAUUAUCAGCCAGGCUUUCGCUAUACAUACUAAGCAGAGAGGAGUUCUUACCUACCUACUUAAUCGAAUUAAUAAUUUUGUAGCUUUAAUAUCGUAUUUAACCCUAGAUAGGGAUCAUCUGAAAAAAUAAUUAUUAGGUUAUGUGUCUGCAUAAUAUCACGUCGUUAAGAGCCACGCUGCUUAAUGAUUAGAUAGGAGGUUAAUAUGCCGCCUUGUCUAGAACAAAUUUAGAAGUAGGUAGGUAAAGGUGUAUCAGCGCUCGCUCAUGCGCCACGAGCUAGUGCUA